Messenger RNA from Colletotrichum navitas, 2244 nucleotides. RefSeq names its product WD domain-containing protein. Gene Ontology annotation, molecular function: protein binding. The transcript is spliced from 2 exons. Lineage: Eukaryota; Fungi; Ascomycota; Sordariomycetes; Glomerellales; Glomerellaceae. The coding region runs from base 1 to 2244 and encodes 747 amino acids. The record is from RefSeq and is a predicted model, not a curated record.
AUGCGCCCUCGAACCUCGGAAACCCAGCCUUCGCAGGCUCAGGCGGCUCCUGCACCUUCGAACCAUCACCAAGGAUUCGCAUCGGCCCCACCUCCACCCGAUCUUCACCAUGAUCAACACACACAAUACAGUCACUAUCGCGAACCCAGCCAGCAGCAUCAGUCCCACGAGCCUUCGGCGCAGGGCGGUGCAGACCUCGCCCAGCUUUCCUUCUCUUCCUACCAUCAGACCUUCCCCGUAAUACCGUCAUCCUACUACCACGAACCCGGCUCCUUCGCCCACGACGAUUACGACGAUUACGAAGACUACGACGACGAUACCGACGAUGCCGAGGACGAUGAUGACGACCUGGACAUGAGCGACAGCGAUGGAGGCGCCCCUUUGGAUCAUGUCAUGACGGCCACUAGCCUUCUCUCCCCCAUGCCCGACCCCGAGGUCGGCUUGACUCUUGAGCCUUAUUCUGGGCCACUCCAUAGCGAACAACCAUCUCACCCGGUGCAGGAACAAGUCCACACAUCGAACGAGCCGCCCGCUCACAUGAUCAACUACUGGAGCAUACCGCUCGCUGCCGGGCAUGGGUUUCUCGACCCGGCAGGAUCUCAACAUCCCACCCCCCUGGACACCACCCCUUUCCACCCCAUGCUACAUGUCGGAAACAUGGGGGAGGAUGACGAUGACGAUGACGUGUUCUACCCGAGCGUUGCCGAGCAACUGCAGCAGUUUCAAGUGGCUACUGUCGACGAGGAAGAGGCGGCAUGGCAAGCGACUGGCCCUCCGGCCAUCAGUAACCCUAUUUCCAGCACCCUCGGCCCGGAAAAUCCGGGAUUGACUGACUUCCUCAAAGACUGGGCCUGGCGUAACCGCUUCCAGUCGCGCGGUCCCAGCCCUGGGAUUCGACAGAUCAACGAGCAGGCCGCACGGAAGAUCACGCGAGUGCGGUACUCUGAACUUCAAGGCAACCGGUGCGAUGCGCAAGGCAUUAACUGGGAGGACUUGGGAGUGACGCGCAAGAAUGCGCGCGAACGCCGAAGCCUAGACUACAAGAACUAUACUAACAGGACAGACUCGGACAUAUGGGCUCCCCAUCUACCCGACAGGAUUAUUCGGAACACGGAAGACUUUUUCAGGUUUCGUCGUAUGGACAUUCGUCAGAACGUCCACCUGGCCCAUUUCCAGCUGCGCAACAUUUUGGCAUGCGCAGGACGGAGCCAUGCCUUCUACCCUGGCCAGGGAGCCGUGCACCAAAUCAACCCUGUAUCAGGCGAGAGUGAAGUGGCUAUGGAUCUUAGCGACAUGAUUGGGGUGCAGAUAUCGACAUUGGAUGCCAGCUGUGGUAUUCUCAUUGCAGGUACCUUUAACGGGGAAUAUUGCAUGCGAAACAUUCACAGCCAGGACAAAAAGUACACUGAAGGGCAAAUCACCAACCACAUCAGCGGCAUCACCAACCACUUGCAGAUUCACCAAUCGAGGAACUCAUCGGCGCCAAUGGCAGCAUUUGCUUCCAACGAUCAGGGCUUCCGCAUCAUGGACGUGGCUACGGAGAAGUUCAUCCUUGACACGCAGUAUGGCUGCCCCAUCAACUGCUCCGCCCUGUCCGCGGAUCGCCGCUUGCGUGUGAUGGUCGGUGACAACUACAACGUCCUCAUUGCCAGCGCCGACACGGGCGAGAUACUACAGGAGCUGGGAGGGCACAGAGACUUCGGUUUCGCCUGCGACUGGUCUGACAACGGCUGGACGGUCGCGACGGGCUUCCAAGAUAUGAGUGUGAAGCUAUGGGACGCACGAAUGUGGACCAACUCGGACGGUACUGGUAAACCGCUCACAACCAUCCGAUCCGAAAUGGCAGGCGUCCGCAGCCUGCGAUUCUCCCCUACGGGCAGCGGCCCCCAAGUGCUUGUCGCUGCUGAAGAGGCCGAUUACAUCAACAUUAUUGACAUUCAAACACUCGCCCACAAGCAAACGUUUGACAUAUUUGGAGAGAUUGGGGGUGUUGAGUUCACGAACGAUGGCCAGGAUCUCAACAUUCUCUGCAUGGACCGGACCCGUGGGGGCUUGGUCCAGCUGGAGCGCUGCGACGUGGGCUACGGCGCUAACUUUGAGUAUGCUCACCAAUCAGCACCGCUGGAUCCCUGGUGGAGGUCCAGUCAAAGCAGCAUUCUGGCCGACACGGAAAUGCCUGGACCGAACACGAAGGCUGAACGAGAAAGAAGCACCGUCUGCUUUGACGACCUGGAGCCUUUCUGA